AUGGGUUUGACUGAUGUGGUGAAACUAGUCACUGAAGAUCAGUUUUCUGACAGCAAAUCAAAGCCUUCAGGAGUAAAACCAGUUAAACUUGAGAAAGGGAUAAUUGUCGAUGAUGAAGAGAUUUCUGAGGAAGCUGAGCAAUCAAUAUUUGUUCUAGAGAACCUUCGGCAUUACAGUGUCCAUCCAAAUUUGGCCAAGUUCUAUGAGCCUUCAAAGCCUACGGCCCUACACAAAUUCCUGGAACGAAACAAAAGAAUAAAGAGCUUCAUGUUAAAAGUAACAGAGUAUGAUCAGGAUAAGACCUUACUGAUCAUGACAAACAACCCACCUCCCACCUCAAUCAACUUGCAAGGAAAGGACGUUGCCCCAAAAUACUUUUCCAAGGAGUUCCUGAGCAAGGUAAAGACACCUGAAAGUCAGCAGCAGCACAAACCGACUGAAAACUUCUGCCUGCCCCUGAUGCCUCAGAAAAAAAAGCCCAGACCUCAGCUGAAACCAGUCUUUCCUGUGACUCUGUUGGAUGACCCUGCAUCCAGGCGAGAGCAAUGGUUUAGGUUUUCCACUGACAGUGAUUUCAAGAGUGAAGGGAAGUAUUCAAAGGUCUAUUCUUUGAGGAAACAGAGAAAAAUGUACCCUCAGCUCACCUUUUCUCCAACUGGUAAAAGAGAUAUGGGGAAAGAUGCUUCCAAGAAGUCAGCGAGUACAGUGCCGACUUACAAGGCGAUCUGGGAACCACUCACCCUGUCAUCGCUCCUGGAAGAGAAGCCCACCAGAACUGUGCCCGGAGAGAGCGCCUUCCGCAACGGAAGGGCCCAGCAGUGGAUCAUAAAUAAUGCCACUGUCAUUAAGUGAACACAAACCCUCCAGGCCUCCCGCCUCGGUCUCCAGAGACUGAGGGGCCUGCAGACGUCGCCAUGUAGGGC
Trichechus manatus latirostris (Florida manatee) is the source of this 923-nucleotide messenger RNA. RefSeq names its product testis specific 13 (gene TSGA13). The record is from RefSeq and is a predicted model, not a curated record. The transcript has 7 exons. NCBI's taxonomy places the organism in Eukaryota, Metazoa, Chordata, Mammalia, Sirenia, Trichechidae. Bases 1 to 852 code for a protein of 283 amino acids.